Messenger RNA from Trematosphaeria pertusa, 850 nucleotides. RefSeq lists its product as uncharacterized. Lineage: Eukaryota; Fungi; Ascomycota; Dothideomycetes; Pleosporales; Trematosphaeriaceae. The annotation marks the transcript as partial. The record is from RefSeq and is a predicted model, not a curated record. The transcript has a single exon.
AUAUAACAGCAUAGUGAUCGCAUACAACCAUGUGGGAAGCGCCUCGGAUCUCGGACAGCGACUGAAUCUCGAAUCCUCAGCAAGUCGGGAAUCGAGCUGGAAGAAAACGCACUCUAUAUUCCGAGGACGCUCCCUCAAACGAACGAUGAAGCGUCACGAACCCAAGACCUCCAAGCGAAGCUGCGAAACCAAAGCGAUCCUCGAAGCGAACCCGAAAGCUCCGCGACCGAGUCGAACCGCCGAAGAAGUAUACACAACCAUAACGGUGCGUUCGGCUGAUCCGCCUUCUCGGACACUCAGCUCGACAAGCUUCGGCCCGUUCGAGGGCGAAACAGGACGGCCUGCGGCAAAUGUGGGUAGGUAAAGUGUUAGGUUGUGGUAUCGUUGUCGUGGACGGAUCCGGAGGAGGUGCCGUACAUAGGUAGCUAGAAGGCGAUUCGGAGACGGGAUUAGUUGGCUUUUUCAUGGAGCUGUGUGGUGGACUUUUCGGAUGAUAUGGCAUAAGAGAAAGCAGGUAGCAGAUGUGCCUGAUCUAGCUACCGUGGGCCCUGUUCUGGGUUCCCGAUGCGGUCCCGUUCUGGUCCCUGGAUCUCACUACUUAUUUCGAGACGCGGGCUUGGAUCUAGCCGGCUAUGGGAAACACUUUGGGAGCUCGCCCUACCAUGCUAGCAAGCUACGCGCUUUUUGGAAGGGUCAACACCUCUUUCUCUUCCCUCAUCAUCCGCACCGCGAGAAAUACCCCGUCUCCAUUGUUAUGUCUUGCCACUGCAGCAGGUAUUCGUGAAUGGCUUGUUGACGAACCAUUCUUCCAGACUGGACAUCGCGAACUUCGUCCGUUUUUUUGGGGGGG